Dalotia coriaria is the source of this 3180-nucleotide messenger RNA. RefSeq names its product insulinoma-associated protein 1-like. Gene Ontology annotation, cellular component: nucleus; transcription repressor complex. Gene Ontology annotation, biological process: neuron differentiation; regulation of cell cycle process; negative regulation of transcription by RNA polymerase II. Bases 114 to 1088 code for a protein of 324 amino acids. NCBI's taxonomy places the organism in Eukaryota, Metazoa, Arthropoda, Insecta, Coleoptera, Staphylinidae. The record is from RefSeq and is a predicted model, not a curated record. The transcript has a single exon. Gene Ontology annotation, molecular function: DNA-binding transcription repressor activity, RNA polymerase II-specific; RNA polymerase II cis-regulatory region sequence-specific DNA binding.
UCCACGUUGAAUCACCAUCAGCGUCACAUCACAACAAACAUUUGAAAUGGUCUAGUUCUAGAUCAACUAGACUAGUGCGUAAAACACAGUGAACACAGAGUGUUGCGUCUGGCAUGCCUCGCGUCUACCACCACCAGGGACAUGAAGAACACUUCUCCAGCGCAGUGGGCGCUAUCAACGCGCUCAACGUGGACGCGAUGCCCUUCGCGAGAUAUCCGCCUUUUGGAGGUGCCACCGAUGUGCUCCAGCUGCAGCGACUUGGGUUUGACCCACAGUUGCUAUCCACUGCGGCUGUUAUCCAACAACAAUUGCAGUAUUUGAGAUAUUCCGAACCACUAGACUUUUCCUAUCCCUUGGAUCUUUCUGUGAAACCUUCAACCACAACUGCUAUAAACACCUUAAACACUACAUUACUACGAGAAGAUGUAGAAUCACCUAUAACACCUCCAUGUACUCCAUCACCCAAUAAAAGACCUGUUUCUCCCAAAUCCCCACAAUCUCCACCUGAACAACCUGCGAAGAAACCAAAAACUGCACAUACCAAGAAACACAAAGCCACCAGAAAGUUAAUCUUUGAUGAAGACAACUCCAGCCCAGUUUCGGGGACGAUUAUUCGAGAACUGCGUCCUGAUGAAACAUUAGUGGUGAGAAAAGGAGAUAUUGAUCCGGCGUUUAACGUCGUUGAAGUCACUGACGAAGCCAAGGCGGAACUUGCCAAAAUCGAAAACCACAUUGGCGAUUACGUCUGUAGGCUAUGCAGAGAAUUAUACGAGGAUGCGUUUGGUCUGGCACAGCAUAGAUGCAGUCGUAUUGUCCACGUGGAGUACAGGUGCCCAGAAUGUGACAAAGUGUUCAAUUGCCCAGCUAAUUUAGCAUCUCAUCGAAGAUGGCAUAAACCUCGUCCUGGGGUUCCUAGUAAUAAGGAAACUAAAGUCUCGGAAGAAAUUCUUGAUGGUAAUGGUGAAAUUGCUGGUGGUUCUGCUGGAGGAGGUGGUGGUAACGAAAUAUUUCCAUGUAAUGAAUGUGGGAAGAAGUUUCGACGCGUUGCGUAUCUUCGUAAACAUCAGACGCUGCACCAGGUAGACUGACAACGGUUGCAUCAGAGGAUCCCGGCGGUGGUGCGGCCAGUUCCGCGGAUGGCGUCGACUUUUUGGCGCCCGCCGCCACUGCCCCCGGCCAUUGUUGAUGUCGGCGCGAUGAUGAAUACAGCAGGUAUGAAUAUGAAGAUGCGAUGCGUGUGGGAUACUGGUAUGGUUAUCUAAGAAUCAUUUAGUUUAGGAUUUUGUGAAAGAAAUGCGCUUUUUGUGUUUAUAACUAGUCAAAUAACUAAGUCAUGAGAUUAUAGUCCCAACGGAAAUAAUUGAACGUUUAACUUCUAGUCACGUAUUUAUUAUAGGCAACCCAAACAUCACAAAGGAUACAAAAUAGUCAAGUCAAAUCUAGUCUUAUUUUAUUUCUAGUCAUUUUCUUAAGUACAAAAUUGAAAUAAAAUCAAAUCUAAGACACAGAAAUGAGAAUCUAGUCAACUUAAAUUUAGUUUACGUUUAUUCUAGUCGUUUUAGUCUGAAUAAUUUUAAAUUCCUCAUAAAAUCUAGUCAGGAUUUAAUUUUUUGUAGAUUUUUGGAUAGAUAUCAGUAUUAGACGUCCAGAUAGUCCAUACUUGUAUUACAUUCCAGCAGGUUUCAAAGGUUUCAAAAAUUCAAAUCAUAAUUUUAGUCAUCUAGAAGUUUGUAUAACCGUCGUUAGUCAUAGUCAUUUCUAGUGCCAUUAAUUUGCGAUAAUACGCAAUAUUCAUAAGAGUCAUUUAAACCAAAAUGUGAUAUUAGUUUUAUUUGCUUUCGAUUUUAGAGAUUAAUCACGGAUAACUAAUCAAAACUAGUCGCUAAUUUGAGUUGUCACAAAUUCAAAUGGGCAUUAUUUUAGUUUUAUACUUUUAUCAUAGGCAACCCAAAAUACUUAUACUUUAUUUCUUGUACAUUUACUUGAUAAAUCGUCAAUUAUCAUACACACGUUCCUAAAAGAGUAUUAUUUAAUUAAUUCAAGUGUCGAAAUUGGUCAAAAAUUGUUUUUGCAACUUGCGGCUCGCACUUAAUUUGUAAUUUAGUUUAUUCUAGUCAAAAACUAGUCAGAAAAAGUAAAACGUCAAGAGUCAUUAGAUUUUAGUUAGUUUUAAGUUAAAUAAUUUAACAUUUCACUUCAUUUAAACGCAUUCAAUUGUCAAUUGUAGUUUAAUUUGAUUAGUGCGGGCGAUUGGGAAAAAGUUUGCAAUAAGCUUAAAGCAGCAACUUAUCUGCACUCAAAAUUUAAAUUAGUUUUUAGUUCGUACUUAAAAUGCCCGUUUAAAUUUCAUGAUGAAUGCCAAUUGGGAUUACAAAUGCCAGUAAUAACAUUUUAACAACAUAUAUCAAUAGUAUAAGAUAAUAAAUGUGAUAUUAUUUUAAUUAAUUGAAUAAAUCUAGUCUAAUCUAGUCUAUAAUUGUACGUCUAGUCACGACAUAAUGCUAGGAUAUUAAAAUGUAAGAUUUUAUUUAUAUAUUUAUGAUUUUUAUUUUUAUUUAAAUUUUUUGUGCCGUCAAAGACGGCCAGAAGGCGAGUGUAUAUCUAGUCAAAAAUGUGCACACGGUCACGUAAACCAUUCAGCCAUGCGAACGCCAAAAAGGAAACUUUUAAACAAAUUGUAUGUAAAUUAUAAAUUAUAAACAUGUCUAAUGUAUAAAGUGUAAAAUUAUGGAAAGGGUAUAAAGUUUACGGCGUAAAUGAUCUCAUUUCAACUUUAAGUAUAGUUUUAAAAACGUUGUACAAACAAAUUGUCAUUAUAAUGAACUUAGAUUAAUGAAUUGUAAACGUUAAGAGAUUACGUAAAUAAAAUAAAGUUAUUAAUAUAAUAUAAAAUAAUAUAUAAGUAAUGAUUGUCAUUAGUUAAGAUUAUAAUAAAAAUAUAAAUCUAUACAAAUUACAAAUCCAAUUAUAUAACAAGUAAAUCUUAGACAAUUGUUUGUUACUAAUACUUUGUGUACACAUUUAAAACUUUUGUUUGCGCCGUAUUUUCAUAAGUAAUGUUUGCUGAUUGUAUUUAUUCUGAUUUAUUGUGUUUUUGUGUCAUUAUUAGGAUUAUGUACUUAACUAGAAUUAUUUGUAUGGUUGCAAAAGAUAACGAAUAAAAUUUGUAUAAGUUCUGAA